This is a messenger RNA of Botrytis porri, 1383 nucleotides long. RefSeq lists its product as uncharacterized. Lineage: Eukaryota; Fungi; Ascomycota; Leotiomycetes; Helotiales; Sclerotiniaceae. The coding region runs from base 1 to 1383 and encodes 460 amino acids. Gene Ontology annotation, biological process: coenzyme A biosynthetic process. The record is from RefSeq and is a predicted model, not a curated record. Gene Ontology annotation, cellular component: nucleus; cytoplasm. The transcript has a single exon. Gene Ontology annotation, molecular function: phosphopantothenate--cysteine ligase activity.
AUGUCGUCGCAGCUUAUAACACCUAUUGAAGAUGUUUUUGAACAGGGCCUCACGAACCCCGCAACAUCCCCAAAAUUAAUAUCAACCCCACCAUCAAGCUCGACCUUCACACUUUCCUUCAACCUCUCAAGUCCGCGACCUUCAUCACCGACUUCCUCAAUCUUUUCUUCUAGCUCACAAGAUACCAUGUCGACAUCUAGCUCCAUGCCAGGCUUGGCACGAGACAACACCGCGGAAAUCGCAGAACGGGAUUACUUUUCGGAAAAUCCUCCACCAGCGACCCUUGAAAAGCAUACCGCUCUUGCGGAAGAAUUCAUCAAUUCCCACGCCGCUGCUGGCAGACGUGUGGUGUUGGUCACAUCAGGAGGAACGACUGUUCCAUUAGAGCGACAGACGGUGCGAUUUAUAGACAAUUUUAGUGCUGGCACGCGUGGGGCUACUUCUGCUGAAUAUUUCCUGGAAUCAGGCUACGCGGUUAUCUUUCUCCAUCGUCAAUUUAGUCUUCAACCAUAUUCACGCCAUUAUAGUCAUGCCACGGAUUGUUUUCUCGAUUUCCUUCACGAAGGUCCUGAUGGAAGUGUGGUCGCAAAUGAUGAAUACCGCGAGAAGAUGUUGAAGGUCCUUAGACAGUAUAAUGCGGCCAAGUCGAAGAAUCUGCUCUUGACAUUACCAUUUACGACAAUCACAGAUUAUUUAUUCAUACUUCGAGCGAUUGCGCAACUCAUGCGUCCGUUGGGUCCUCGCGGGUUAUUAUAUUUGGCUGCAGCUGUAUCGGAUUUCUUCGUACCUCCAGAACGUAUGGUGGAACACAAAAUACAGUCUACAAAUGCAACGGAUACGAAUACACCUGAAAAGGGAAGCGAAGAUAAGGGAAACGGAGAGGAUGAGGAAGCUUUUGAUAAUUUUGAUUCCUCUCCAGCGGUACCACGGAGCAAGCGUCUAAUUGUCGAUUUGGAUCCUGUACCUAAGUUCCUCAAAAAUCUUGUGGAUGGCUGGGCUCCUGAAGGCAUGAUUGUUUCUUUCAAGCUUGAAACCGAUCCGGCAAUUUUGGUUCACAAGGCAAAAUACUCCUUGGACCGCUACCAACAUCACUUGGUCAUCGGCAAUUUACUUGCUACUAGAAAAUGGGAAGUGGUUUUCGUAGCGCCCGGUAGCAAAGAUCAAUGGAUCAGAGUUCCUAGGAGCAAGAGAAAGAGAACCAUCAGUGGUGUAGAAGAUCUAGUAGGUGCUGCAGCGAGGGGAGGGGAGAUUGGCGAUGAGCCUCUUGAUCCAAAUGAGCUACCUGAUGGGGAACCUGAGAUUGAGAUUGAAAGUUUGAUCAUUCCUGCCGUGGAAGCAUUACACACAUCUCAUAUCAAUACCCCUAACAAACGGGAGAGGUAA